Messenger RNA from Daphnia pulicaria, 745 nucleotides. RefSeq names its product bone morphogenetic protein 1-like. The transcript is spliced from 4 exons. Bases 65 to 478 code for a protein of 137 amino acids. The record is from RefSeq and is a predicted model, not a curated record. NCBI's taxonomy places the organism in Eukaryota, Metazoa, Arthropoda, Branchiopoda, Diplostraca, Daphniidae.
UAUAAAAUAGCCAUCUGCAUAGUUGUUUGACAGCAGUUUUUCUAAAAAAGCCCUUGCACGCAACAUGUCUCUCAUCAAGUCAUUCGCUCUUUUUGCCUUGGUGGCUCUUGCCACUGGUAAGGUCGUCAGCCGAGAAGUUUGCGGUAAUGUUUAUCAAACUGGCACUGGAGGAAGCAUUAUUUCACCCAACUAUCCAACUGGCUACAAAACUGAUGAAUCUUGCGGAUGGUUUUUGACUGCUGAAAAUGGAAAUAGAAUUGCCGUCGUCAUCCACCAUCUGGAUACCGAAGCUGGUUACGAUGUUCUGACAAUCCGUGAUGGUGUUACUGAAGAGUCACCCGUCCUGGUUGAACUUUCUGACCUAGUCGACAACUUGACCGUUCUGUCCACUCAACCUUCCAUUUUCGUCGGCUUUACCUCUGAUUCCAACAUCUGCUUUCGUGGAUUCAACGCAAGUUGGACUCAAGUCAACCCAUAAGCCAACUUGGAACUUUUUGGCCUGUAAACUACACCUGUCAUCAGUUGUAACUUGAGCGUUUGUAGAACUACGUAGUUAGGCGCGAACUAUACGUGGUAAUAGAAACGUUUGGGUAUAAAAUAUGAUGAUAACUAGUUAGUUGUGCCAGUGUGUAUUGCCUUUCAAGAGACGAGUUUCUGACUUGCUGUUGACUGUUCUUCUUCUUUUGUUGUCAUUUGGGUAUGUUCACACUUCUUUAAACCAAUACACCAUUCUGCAUUUGGGAAA